Messenger RNA from Racocetra persica, 152 nucleotides. The record is from the annotation of a GenBank genome assembly. NCBI's taxonomy places the organism in Eukaryota, Fungi, Glomeromycota, Glomeromycetes, Diversisporales, Gigasporaceae.
GUGGUGCAUUCCAAACUUAUAAACGACUACCAAAUGGAAAACAUCCUGCAGAAGAUUACCGAGCUACAAUACAAUUAUUAGGAAGACCAACUUCUUAUGAAGACUUCUUUAAUAAACUAGAACAAGUAUAUGACUCUUAUAAAGAAGGACAA